CAAACCCUGGGCUGCUCCAGUGACAGACUGGGAUCUGCUGGCUACUGGCUAAAACAACAGAAAGUAAUCGCCCUUCACUAUGUAUCACCUGAAGGUGCCUGUGCUCCUCCUCAUGCUGCUUGUGUUGCUGCGCUGUGUCACCACUGCCCCAAGCCGCAGGUACUUCAAUCCCAGCUCAUCCAGCGAGCAGGAAAGUGCCCUCCCAGACAGUGAAGGCUGGUUAGCUCCCGGGCUCAUCUCCAACCCAUUCCUCGGCCUCAUGGGUACACGGCCGCAGAGGGGGCUCACAGCUAUGGACAGCCACCACAUAGAGAAGAGGAAGUGCAACACAGCCACCUGUGUCACCCAGAGGCUAGCAGACUUUCUGGUCCGCUCCAGUAACACAAUCGGUACUGUCUAUGCUCCAACCAAUGUGGGAUCUGCCACUUACGGCAAGAGGGACCUGCUGCUGCCUCCCAGCUACCAGCCUCUCUAGUAGAGACUGAGGAAACUCCACCAGCACUCCCAGUGCUCUGAUGAUAUAACCAGACAUCUUAUGUAACAAUGAUUAUGAGAAUGACAUUAAUAACGAUGACACCGCUGGAGUCAUUGACGAUGGUUAUGAACAGAGUGUUCUUGUUUAUUUUAUAAACUUUAAGAAACAGUGCCUUUUGUUUAAACCAUCAAAGUCAAUCUGCUUGUUCUCUUCUGGCUUUGUGUGUGUUGUUGCUCUGUUAAUGCUG
Messenger RNA from Thunnus maccoyii (southern bluefin tuna), 722 nucleotides. RefSeq names its product calcitonin gene-related peptide 2. NCBI's taxonomy places the organism in Eukaryota, Metazoa, Chordata, Actinopteri, Scombriformes, Scombridae. Gene Ontology annotation, molecular function: hormone activity. The coding region runs from base 80 to 475 and encodes 131 amino acids. The record is from RefSeq and is a predicted model, not a curated record. Gene Ontology annotation, cellular component: extracellular region. The transcript is spliced from 4 exons.